This is a messenger RNA of Lithohypha guttulata, 996 nucleotides long. RefSeq lists its product as uncharacterized. The record is from RefSeq and is a predicted model, not a curated record. The coding region runs from base 1 to 996 and encodes 331 amino acids. NCBI's taxonomy places the organism in Eukaryota, Fungi, Ascomycota, Eurotiomycetes, Chaetothyriales, Trichomeriaceae. The transcript is spliced from 2 exons.
AUGCAGCACUUCAAUUUCCUCGACCUGCCUCAGGAGCUGCAAAGAAAGGUAUUGAAGAGUUUUCUAGACGACACGCAGACGUGGGUCAAGGUCGAUUCUCAAUCGCUGCGCCGUCCCGACAACACCUGGACAGUUGCCAUUCAAUACCAUUAUAACCUUCCCAAAGCAGCCUUCUUGGUCAACUCUUUCUUUUAUGAAGAGCUGAAAGCUCUUUUGGGGGAGAGACAGAUAACGCUGGAUCUCAGUCAAGUGUUCUCGUGGUCUUUGUCCGAGCAGCCACCUUCGACGACUCGCGCACGUUUCCACGACAGUGUGACAACGGUGCACUUCCACGACGCAAGUCUUGGGGGUGGAUUGGCAAGCAUAGCCGGUCUCUUUCCCAAUCUCCAACAGGUACAUGUCCGGAAAGCAGGGACACACUCUUGGGAACGUUCUCGUCUUUGCACAAGGAGAGUGGAGCGACCACAUACACUAAUUAACAUGAUGGCUGCAAUGGCUGGGAGAGAUCUACUUUCGAUCUUGAGUGGUGACGAUGAUGCAUAUCUCGGGCAUUUAGCAAGACGGAAGAUCGACUCAUUACUUUGUGUUGAAGACCACGAAAUUCUCAAGAAGGUGUCGCUACAGAUGCCCUUCCGCUUUCAGAUAGAGCGAGCAAGCGACUUAUGGACGACUACCUUCGAGAAAUACAACUUUCCUGGAAAUAUCCUUGUCAUCGUUGUAACCAUGAAUGCAGACGGUUGCAAAGUCUUGCGGAAAUACUUUGCAAGGAUGGAAAGUGGCUCGAGAAAACCAGCUCCUGCCACAUUGGUGUACGAACAUGUCUCCGCCGAGGAUACUGCUCUUGCCGAGGAAUCAAGACAUCUGACGACUCGCAAGCUAGAUCUUCCUCGCUUCGAAGGUGUGUCUUAUGAGACAGUAGAGGUAUCAAAGCCGCAGAGAAUUUCAGGAUAUUGUGGGACUGGGGCGGCGAUGGAGCACAGGUCUUGGUUCGAAUAA